Messenger RNA from Prunus avium (sweet cherry), 1774 nucleotides. RefSeq names its product putative glycerol-3-phosphate acyltransferase 3. The record is from RefSeq and is a predicted model, not a curated record. Gene Ontology annotation, biological process: cutin biosynthetic process. Gene Ontology annotation, molecular function: glycerol-3-phosphate 2-O-acyltransferase activity; phosphatase activity. Gene Ontology annotation, cellular component: membrane. Lineage: Eukaryota; Viridiplantae; Streptophyta; Magnoliopsida; Rosales; Rosaceae.
ACAAAAAAAGUAGUAAGCAACCAAAGAUGCCUGGAAACCUAUGCUCACUGGAAGCUCUUUCCUCUUCCUUCCAAGUCCAUAGCAAGUCAAGGGAAACAUCCCCUCUAGAAUACGAGGCCACCAAGCCCCAUGCAAACCACUUAAAAUUUCAGAAAUUCAAUUCCCUUCCUCAAUCAGCAAGGGAGCUUUCAAACAAAGCAAUUUCUUUCCACUUCGAGGAGACACUUUUGAAGUCACCUUCCCUGUUUCCUUACUUCAUGCUUGUGGCCUUUGAAGCUGGUGGGCUUUUGAGGGCUCUAAUUUUGUUUCUUUUAAGCCCUUUUAUUUGUUUGGUUGGUGGAGAGCUGGGGCUCAAAAUCAUGGUUUUUUUGUGCUUUUUUGGAAUUAGGAAGGAAAAAAUGAGAGUUGGGACAGCUGUGCUGCCCAAGUUCUUUUUGGAGGAUGUUGGGUGUGAAGGGUUUGAUGUGGUGAUGAGAUGUGGGAAAAAAGUUGGAGUUAGUGACUUGCCUAGAGUCAUGGUUGAAGGAUUUUUAAAAGAUUAUGUUGGGGUUGAUGUUGUUGUUGCAAGAGAACUAAAAGUGGUUGGUGGAUACUUUGUGGGUUUGAUGGAGGCAAAAAAUACAAACAGUUUGGAUUCAAAUCUGAUUCUUGGAGAGAAAAAGUCAGAUUAUCAAGCAAUUGGUAUAAUUGGUUGCCACAAUGAAAACAUGCAUGAGCAACUCUUUUCUCAUUGCAAGGAGGUUUACUUGGUGACCGAAGCUGAGAAGCAAAGCUGGAAAAGCCUUCCAAGAGAGAAAUACCCAGAACCAUUGAUUUUCCACGAUGGAAGAUUGGCCUUCAAACCAACCCAACUUGCCACCUUGGCCAUGUUCAUGUACAUGCCACUAGGAAUUUGCCUAUGCAUCCUAAGAUUCCUUUCUGGCAUAUUUCUACCUCACAGCAUUUGCGCUCCAAUCUUGGCCUUCACAGGAACAAUCACCACAAUUUCAAAACCCAAGUCCUCUAUUUCCUCAACAAAUGGUAAAGGAGAAAAACAAAGAGGCAGACUCUAUGUUUGCAACCACAGAACCUUGCUUGAUCCUCUCUAUGUUCAAUUAGCCACCAACAAAUCUCUCACUGCUGUCACUUACAGCUUAAGCACAGUGAAUGAGAAAAUUGCUCCCAUGAAGACUGUCAGAUUAACAAGAGACAGAGACAGAGAUGGGAAAAAAAUGGAGAAGCUGUUGAGCCAAGGUGACCUAGUGGUUUGCCCAGAAGGAACCACAUGCAGAGAGCCUUAUCUGUUAAGGUUCAGUCCAUUGUUUGCUGAGCUCACAGAUGACAUUGUUCCUGUGGCCAUAGAUGUGAAAGUGAACAUGUUUUAUGGCACAAGUGCUAGUGGGUUCAAAUGUUUGGAUCCAGUUUUUCAUUUUAUGAACCCAAAUCCUGUUUAUACCAUCAGGUUGCUUGAGAAUCUGCCAGGAUCAAACACAUGCAAGCUUGGUGGAAAAUCAAGGUUUGAAGUUGCCAAUUAUGUACAAAAUGAGAUUGGCAGGGCCUUAGAUUUUAGGUGCACCAGUCUCACAAGGAAAGACAAGUAUAUGGCAUUGGCAGGCAAUGAUGGGAGCUUGAAGGGCUCAAGGAAGGUGACUCAUCAUGCAUGAGUCAUAACUCUGAAACUUAAUUAUCACUAGUUUAGGACAUAUGUAUGGUGAAGAAACCAUGUGUAAGCAUUAAUAAUGUAUAAGCUUAUUUAUUGUAGUGACCAUGAAACUAUGAUCAAAUCUUAUAUUGC